Messenger RNA from Macrobrachium nipponense, 1198 nucleotides. RefSeq names its product cuticle protein AMP4-like. Gene Ontology annotation, cellular component: chitin-based extracellular matrix. The transcript has 3 exons. Lineage: Eukaryota; Metazoa; Arthropoda; Malacostraca; Decapoda; Palaemonidae. Gene Ontology annotation, molecular function: structural constituent of chitin-based larval cuticle. The record is from RefSeq and is a predicted model, not a curated record. The coding region runs from base 123 to 581 and encodes 152 amino acids.
UACCACUUCAUCGCCUACAACGGCAAUACCUAUCCGAGGAGCAUAAAGGCGAUAUAUAGAAAGGGGAGCUGAAAGAGCCAUCUCCACCGCCAUCUGUUGCGUAGUGUAAUAAUCUGGUCAACAUGAAAAUCAGCAUAAUAUUCAUAGCGACUCUGGCUUUAGCCUCGGGCCGCCCGCAGGAUCUAGAGGAACCAGAACCAGUGGAGGUCAUCGAAAUUCUUCGCGACGAAAGAGUGCAGCCUGAAGAAGGAGCAUACUCCUUCCAGGUGGAGACAGAAAAUGGAAUCGUGCAUAAGGAGGAAGGAGUUGCGGGAACUCAGGGACAAACCAACGUGGAGGGAUCCUUCAGCUACCCUCUGGAAGACGGCACUGUGGUCGAAGUGUCCUACAUCGCGGACGAGAACGGCUUCCAGGUGCAGUCUCCUCUCCUUCCAGUGGCCCCUGAGUUUCCCCAUCCAAUUCCGCAGUUUGUCCUCGACCAAAUUGCCUUCGCUGAGGAGCAGAGGAGGCUCGAGGAGCAACAGAAGAGCGUCGAGGCUUUCAGUAGCGUUGUGGAGCAGAUAGUCGAAGUGCAGGAGUAGCUGUAGUUGUGGAAAUAAUACUUUAUAAUUUUCUUUCCUACUUAAGAUUAGAAACAACACGAAUUUGAAUGUAUGAUAUAACAAUAUGUAGUUAUAAAAUUGCACAUUUUUAUAAAUAAGACUAAAUUUCAUAAUUGUAAACAAGAAUCAUAUCUGUAAAUAUAAUGUUAAUUUCCCUCAGCAACUGAAAAAAAACCACGUCAAUAUACCAAAUAUAAGACUAGAAACACCGACUGUCACUUGCAAAGACCAUUAGUAUCUCAGCAUAUAAGACUGAAUUCACACAUAACAAAUAAGAUGCAACAGAAAACACUCAAGACUAAGAUAUCCCAUUGUGCGUCUUGAGCCUGGGAAACAUAAUUAGAUGCUUUAUGGUACCUUAAAAAUAUUUGAAUAUAAAAUCAACGAAAACUGAAAACCUGAAGAAAACAACAAAAACCAAUAAAGUCUGCAAAAGGUUCAGGAGUCUAACAUUCAUAAAAUAAACAUUCUACUAGAAAGGAUGCUUCAAUUUCUUGAAGAUCUAAAGGAGCAGCGGUAAAGAUUCUGAUCUCUCUCUCUCUCUCUCUCUCUCUCUCUCUCUCUCUCUCUCUCUCUCUCUCUCUCUCUCUCUCUCU